Molecule: messenger RNA, 1629 nt
Organism: Hansenula anomala
Lineage: Eukaryota; Fungi; Ascomycota; Saccharomycetes; Phaffomycetales; Wickerhamomycetaceae
Gene: SSK1
Product: mitogen-activated protein kinase kinase kinase SSK1
Exons: 2
Coding region: 1-1629 (542 amino acids)
Biological process (GO): phosphorelay signal transduction system
Source: RefSeq, a predicted model, not a curated record
AUGAGUAAACAGGGUGUCAAAUAUAGCUCUCCAACAAAGCAACAACAGAGUUAUAGAGCUGGCUCCCCUCAGAUACCCACAAUUAACACUUCAAGAGAAACUUUAACUAGAAGAAUAUGGAUAAGGAGACCAGAAGGAAAUCCAACUUCACUGUAUGUGAAGGAAACAGACUUGAUUGAUGAUUUAAAAACUCUGAUUAUGCAAAAAUUUCCACUGACAUUAUCAAAAGCGUGUGAUCCAGCUGACUUGAUCAUUAGACUUGAACCAUCUUUGGGAACUAAUUCACCAAGUUAUUUCCUCUCCCCUUCAAAUCCAAAAUUUCCACAACCAAUAAGUGCUGGAGCUAAUAGUGCUUCUAGUGCAGGAUAUUCACCUUCUUUCAACUCACCAAUCUCUCCUAUUCCAGUAUCAGCUACAAAACAUUCAUCUUUAAUACCUCAAAAACCUCCAACGCUAAAUGAUUUUUCAAAUUUAUCAAUCAAGAGUAAUUCACCUAUAAACAUUGCAUUGGAAGCUGAUAGACCAAUUUGGAAUAUCUUGGAUCAAUACUAUCCAAAUGGAAUGAGUAUGGAUAAUGCUUUCAUAAUUGAUGUGCCUCAUUCCCAUUUGAUAAAGGAUGAUGAAAUUGCCUAUUUACACUCUUCCAGAAGAAUGAACUCGUUACCUACUCAAUCGCCUUUGAGCAUACGCUCCACUCCAACAUCAUACCAUAGAAGAUCGCAAUCAAACCCACCGGACCAUAGUUCAGCCGUUCUUCUUUUGCCAAAAGAUUUUUCAGCCUUGAACGAAACGGUUAGAAAGGCCAACAAUGAAUCAUCAAACUCCAAGUCAGACUCUGUUUAUUCUUUGGAUAGAACAAUUUCACCAUCAACUAGCGACACCACUUUACAUCCAACAAUGUCACAACAAGCUCCGCUUCUACCUCAAACUUCUUCAUCAUCACCACAACAUGCUGCACCAUUGACACCAUUUCCAAGGGCGGAAUCGGCAAAUUCGAUGAAGAAGAAGGAUGAAAACAGUACUAUGGCCAAGGUGUUACCUAGUGUUAACGUGCUAAUCGUUGAAGAUAACUUGAUUAAUCUAAGGAUUUUGUCUGCACAUUUGCGAAGACAUAAGAUUCAUUAUGACAUUGCUAAAAAUGGUCAAGAAGCUAUCGAUAAAUGGAGAACUGGUGGGUUCCAUUUGGUUUUAAUGGAUAUUCAAUUACCUGUCAUGUCUGGUCUUGGUGCUUCCAAAGAAAUUCGUCGUUUGGAGAAGAUUAAUAGAAUUGGUGUCUUUGCAAAUUCUGAUUUACAAAACAUGGAACCUAAAAAACCAGAGGAUCAAUUAGAUUUGAACGUUUUCAGAUCUCCUGUUAUCAUUGUGGCAUUGACUGCAAGUACAAUGAAACAAGAUAAACAACAAGCUUUAGCUGCUGGUUGUAAUGAUUAUCUAACGAAGCCUGUGAAUCUUGAUUGGUUGUUAAAUAAAAUCACAGAAUGGGGGUGUAUGCAGGCUUUAAUUGAUUUUGAUGGUUGGAAAUCUGGUGAAAGAAUGACAAAUAUAUCAGCAGCUAUUCCUACACUGACUAGAAAAAGAUCAUCUAGUAGAAGGAUUCAUUCCCAUGAAAUAAGUGCACAGGGUUAUUGA